Rhinocladiella mackenziei CBS 650.93 is the source of this 2742-nucleotide messenger RNA. RefSeq lists its product as uncharacterized. The transcript is spliced from 2 exons. Bases 1 to 2742 code for a protein of 913 amino acids. Gene Ontology annotation, molecular function: MAP kinase scaffold activity. Lineage: Eukaryota; Fungi; Ascomycota; Eurotiomycetes; Chaetothyriales; Herpotrichiellaceae. The record is from RefSeq and is a predicted model, not a curated record. Gene Ontology annotation, cellular component: actomyosin contractile ring; cell cortex of growing cell tip.
AUGCAAGCCACCAUGCCGCCUCCCUCUCGAGGCCCCGAAUUGUCACCCGUGUCUACUGCGGGUAGCGAGUGGUCUGGGGUCAAUAACUAUAACCAGCUACCACGAAACGAUGGACCGUCCACCCCGUUCAAUGCCUCCGGAGACGAUUAUCUUUUUUCUAAACCACUACCCAGCCUUCGUCCUCCUCCUCCUCCUCCUAAUGGAAAUAUGGGCUUUGGACCUGGCCAACUCGAUCCGACGGGACCAGUUCGUCCCUCAGAAUCCGGAUCUCGAGGCUCCUCACGCGCCGGUUCCAUCGCCAAUUCGCGAUCCAGUGAUGGCACAAUAUCUGACGAGCAGAGCAGAAAAUACAGGAGGAUGGAGGCCGAGUUACUUCGACAUUACACCGUUUUGAAGGGAUAUCUCAAAGGGGGAGCUCAGGCCCCACCUCGGCCUAACAAGGCACGGGAUAAGUUAUUGCGAUUAUCCCCCGUCCAAUUCCACGAAUUGAGUACCGAUGUCUUUGACGAGUUACAACGGAGACAAGCAGCAACACCCCUGCCUGGACGCCCACCGCGGCAACAGAACGUGCCUCCGUUUUUGCAACCGCGUCCGGAUUUCCAUGAAAAGCGCAAUCAAGCCAGACAGAAACUGUCAUCCCUCCAGACUCCAAGAUUUCGAGACUUAUCAACGGAUGUCUUUUGCGAACUAGAAAGAAGGUUCCCACAAUUUUCGAGACCAGAUGGAGGAAGAAGAGACAGCUCUCGCUCACAAUCACGAGGUCCACGCGGCAGUGGCUCAAGAGAUGGCCCUGCCGGUCCAAAUAGCUUUGGGCCGCCACCACGAUCCCAAUCUUUUGGCGUUUCCGGUCCCGGACUUCCCCCCAAGCCGGACUCGGUGACGAACAUCCCUCAAUUUGACAAUCCCCCGUCGAACGACUACGGCCGGCCCAUGGCGAAGCAAUUUCAAAGUAACACCAUUACGCCGAACAAAAGUACGAUGGUUGAAGAUGAAGACGACACUCCGGGGACAGAUUCCAAAUAUGAUCGUUCCAGCGAUGCAUUCGGCCUAGAAAGCUCCCUCACCAGCCCUCGAAGCGAUCGAGACACAUCGGCUACUUCUCAGAGCGGAGUCAGCAUGACCUUCAACUCCAAGUCUCAUCCGCUCACUUUGACGGAGCUGCAAGAUAAAGUGGCCGAUUUAGAGUCCAAUUUAGAAGCUAAGGAUGACGAGCUUCGACAGUUGAGCUCCCAAAACGGCGAAUGGACCUUGACGAAGCAAAAUCUCGAGAAGAAGCUGGAAGAGGCCGAGAGGCUCAACGAAUCGUUGAAAGAGGAAAUUGAAAGGCUGAUGGCCGACAAACCACAUUUCAGCGGGGAGAAUGUUCUCUGGAAAACAAAAUACCUUCAACUCGAUCACAAGCACGAAGUAUUACAAGGCCAACUAGCGCAACAGCGAGAAUUGACCGAGGAAGUGAGCCGGCAAGGUCAGGCAUAUCUCGAAGAGAUGAGGACCAUGGCCGAAUCUGGCGGCGGGAAUCUGGAGCGGGAAGAGAAACUCCAAGCAGAGGUUCGCAAACUCGAAGAAGAGGUCAAGGAAUGGAAGGCCCGUUAUGUCAAAGCAAGAACCCAACUCCGGAGUGCUCGAGCCAGUUCGUUAGGACUCAGCAUCGCUCGAACCGACGCCAACCGCCACGCGCUUGCUCUCCAGGACCCGGAUGGAUUGGUCAGAGAUGUCCACGUCACUAAAUUCCAGAUCUCGAUUGAUGAACUGCUCCGGAUGGCUAGAUCGGACACCCCCACAGCCGUGCUUGAUCAUAUGAAAACGGUGGUGUUGGCGGUGCGAGGUAUCACUUCAGACAUUGAUGCCGGAGCGUCUACCGCUAAGGAUGAUGAAGCAUUGAAACGGCGGGCGAAACUUAAAAGCAAAGUGUCGGCAACCGCCAACAAUCUGAUCACGGCUUCCAAGAAUUUUGCCUCGGCCAGCGGACUUUCUCCGGUCAGUCUCGUGGAUGCUGCUGCGUCGCAUCUCACCGCGGCGGUGGUUGAUCUCUUACAUGCCGUGAAGAUUCGCCCCACUCCAGCAGGAGAGCUGGAAGAUGAUGACGAUGGGACGUUGGAACCUCUCCAAAGUAAUGGAUACUUCAACAUUGCUGAAACAUUGAGAAGGCGAAGUGCGGUGGAAAGCGUGUACAGCGCUUUGAGCACCCCGUCCGAGACCAAAAAUCCCCCCAAUCAAACUGGGUCGGAGCUUCAUCAGCGAAAUGGAUCGAACUACAUGAACGGAGCCGGGCUUGGUAUUAAGUCCACGCAUGGCGCCAGCCAGGAGGAAGCCGACCUCGAGGAUCUCAAGAUGUAUCUCGAAGAUCAGACGGAUGGGUUGGUUCAAUCGAUUACCUCCCUGGUUGAUGCUAUCCGUGGUGACAAGCCGACGCCAACCAUUCGUAAUCAUCUCACAACGAUUGCUAGCGCGAUUGAGAAUAUUGUAAAUUCGGUGGAAAGAACGGGCAAUGAGCCAUCUUCUUAUCAAACAGCAUUGACAGAAAAGUCACGUCCGAUGAUGACGAUUUUACAAGAGUGUCGAGGAAAGAUUCUUCAGGCCAGCACAGACUCGGCAGCAUAUGACGGGAAACCCGAGGGUAAAGAGCUGACGCAGAAGUUGCCGCCGUUAGCAUUCCAGAUUGCGCGAGAAACCAAAGAAUUGGUAUCCAGAAUCAUGGCGAUUGAAGUGGGAGUGGGACGGGGCGAUGAUGACUUCAGCUGA